Molecule: messenger RNA, 4719 nt
Organism: Cheilinus undulatus (humphead wrasse)
Lineage: Eukaryota; Metazoa; Chordata; Actinopteri; Labriformes; Labridae
Gene: rai14
Product: retinoic acid induced 14
Exons: 21
Coding region: 307-3282 (991 amino acids)
Molecular function (GO): actin binding
Source: RefSeq, a predicted model, not a curated record
CUGAGUUGAGUUGAGUCGCGAGCGAGGAACAGGCAGGAGUCCGUGAACGGCUCAACUUUUAAUGUAUGCUGGCCGAGGUGGGACAGUGUUUGUAGGAGCUCCGCUUCUUUUACUCUGCUUUAUGCAUCCUCUUGCUAGGCUCAGCCAAACAACAGCGCGCUGUUUCCUCACCGGGUCGGUAGCUAAUCUGGUUUUGGCACAAAAAGCGGUUGUGUGUCUUUUAUGUGUCCAGCUCUCCUGCGACUCCAGCACAUUACAGGCCCUGACGGAGUGAUUGAGUGAGCGACUGCAUGGACCGGAUUGAACAUGAAGAGCCUUAAAGCCAAGUUCAGAAAAACUGAUACCAAUGAGUGGAACAAAAAUGACGAGCGCCUUCUUGCUGCGGUGGAGCAUGGCGAAGUGGAGAAGGUGGCGUCACUCCUUGCCAAGAAAGGGGCCAGUGCUGUAAAACUAGACAGUGAGGGGAAAUCAGCUCUUCAUGUGGCGGCUGCUCGCGGUCUGACAGACUGCCUGUCUGUCAUCCUGGCUCAUGGAGUUGACCUGUCUAUCACUGAUGGUUCAGGUUUGAAUCCAUUACACCUGGCUGCCAAAAACAAUCACAUCGAGUGCUGCAAAAAGCUCAUUCAGAGUAAAAGUCCUGUAGACGCUGUCGACAGCUCCGGGAAAUCUGCUCUGCAUCACGCUGCUGCCAGCGGGAACAUUCAAGCCGUCCAGCUGCUUUGUGAACUCAAAAGUCCCGUCAACCUCAAAGAUGCAGACGGUCUCACCCCUCUGCUGCUGUCAGCCAAACUCGCUCAUGCUGAAGUGUGCAGCGCUUUGCUGGACUGUGGUGCUGAAAUCAACACUUCUGACAACAGCGGCAGGACAGCGUUGAUGCUUUCCUGUGAGUCCAGCGCUGUAUCCGUUCUUGAAGUUUUGAUUCAGCAAGGAGCAGACCUGUCAGCUGUGGAUUCACAAGGCCAUGAUGUCGCACACUAUACCAAACAGUCGGGUAACUCUGAAGUCAAAGCGGUGCUCACCGCCGCCCUGAACAGACACGUCUCAGAUAUAAAGUCUCCUAAAAGUCCUCAGCAUGAUCAAGUAGCUAAGCUAAGUGAUGAACGGAUCACAACUCCCAAAAAACGAAAAGCACCUCCACCUCCUAUAAGCCCACUGCAGAGUUCUGGACCCUCCUCUCCCUCGUUCAUUGGCUCCUCUGGGACCCCUGGAUCCAACAAAAGUGACACUCCUAAAAGAUUCAACUACAAGGAGGAUGAGGUUCGAGGAUCACCGCUGAAAGAAGAAGUUGAGAAACUCCACGAAGAGAGAAACAUGUUGCUGGAGACAAUUGAAGACCUGAAGCAGUCGGUGGAGCAGUCUGUGACUUUUCCUGAAAUGGAUACAAAAGUAGAGCACAGUUUUACAGCGUCUGCUGCCCUGGUUUCUGCUCUGCAAGCAAAAAUUAAUGCUCUUACUUUGGAGAACCAGCAACUUGCUAGCAAACUCAAGAAACAGCUGCCCCUCCAAGGAAACGAGGAUCUGAGAGAGGACAGUCGCCCAGACAGCAUGGCCUCCAACUCCUCCUUCCACUCCACCCGGGAAGAGUUUGAAUCCCCUCCACACAUGGAAAAAGAAGUAAGGUCAGAUGGUGUUUCUGUCAGACGAGAGGACGAAGAGAGCGAAGGAGGGAGCAAAGAGGAGAUUCGGCUUCUGAGACAGGCUCUAGAGGGAGUUCAGAUGAAACUCGUAGAAACCAGGAAGGAGAACCGCUCGCUUCAGGCCCAGCUGAGACCCGAGAGAGACCGAGAGGAGUGUGAAGACGUGAGGGAGAAAGGACGAGAGGCGGAGCUGAUGGAGAGCCUGGCAGAGCUUCAGGCUAAACUGACUGACACUCAGGAGAAAUACCACCAGGCUGUGGAGGAGGUGGAGGAGUUGAGGGUGCUGAUGGGAGGUGAGAUGAUGGAGAAACACUCGUCAUCUACACUUGAACAGGAAGUGAAACAGCUGAAGGUUCAGCUCAUCCAAUCAGGAUCUGAGCAAGAGAAAGCUGCACAGAGAAUCAGACAGCUGGAAGAGGUGCUCAGGAGGAGGGAGGAGGAGAGACAGGAUGGGGAGACUGCACAGAUUGAAGAGCUUUACAAGGAGGCACAGGAGGAGAUAAGGAUGCUCCAGGAGGCUCUGAGAGGCACGGUGCCUGUUGAAGCUGCAGCCAAAGACUUUGAAGAAAUGAAGUCUGAGCUCAACGAGGUUAUCAGUGGGCUGCAGCGCCGCCUGCUGGAACUCUCACACUCCUACAGCGAAACUAAGAGCCAGCUAUGUACAGCACAAAAACAGCUGGUUGAGGCUCAAUCUGAGAGCAGUACGGCGUCUUCUCCGUCCUCGGAAGAACAACUGGUACAGGGGCUUCACAGCAAGGUGGAGGAGCUGCAGACAUUACUAGCAGAGGCAGAGAGGAAAAACUCAGCUGCUCAGGAGGAGAUCUCACAGCUGAGGCAGGAAGCAGAAGCUCAGGCACAGAGCUCCGUCGCCCUCGCUGACCACACGCAUGUGAUGUCAUCACUGGGAAAUGCAAUCAAAGAACUGGAGAGCCAAUUAGAGGCUGUGAAGGAGGAGUUACAACAGAAAGCCCAGCAGGUGGAGGCUCUUCAGAACAGCUUGAAGAUGCAAAAAGAUGUCAAUCAAGAGGAUUCAGUGAACCGUGCAGAGCAUGAAGCCACUCGAGAGCGACUGGAGGGUGAAGUGAACCAUCUGACACAGCUCCUCCAGGGGGCCCUCAGAAAGCAGGAUGAGAUGGCUUUGGAGGCUGCUGAUGCUUGGCAGAAGGCGCGAGAGAACCGUGCAGAGCGGGAAGCCCUACAGGAGCUAGUAAUGUCAAGAGAGAAGGAGAACCAGACUCUGACGUCGAGGCUAGCAGAGUCUCAAGAUGCCGUGUGUCAGCUCAAACAGCUGGUGGAGAAUCACGUCGCCUCAGAGAGAGAAAAGAACAAGAGGAUAGAUGACCUGUCACGGGAGGUGGGGAAGCUGAAGGACGCCUUAAACAGCCUAUCACAGCUCUCCUACAGCUCAGGUUCUCCCUCCAAGAGGCAGCAGCAGAAUCAGCAGCUGGAGACCAUGCAGCAGCAAAUCAAACAGCUUCAGUACCAGCUUGCUGAGUCAAAGAAGCAGCACCACGAGAUAGUGUCAGUCUACAGGAUGCAUCUCCUCUAUGCUGUCCAGGGUCAGAUGGAUGAGGAUGUCCAGAAAGCCUUGAAACAGAUCCUGAUGAUGUGCAAGAUGCCAACUCAAGCCAAGGAGGCCUGCUGAGACUCAUUGGGGUUUUCUGUUGAGAACUAAAACGCUAAAACGGACUGCUGCUGUCAGCUGCUGACACAUGUCCACAGGUCCGAAUCCACACGUGCUGAUUACAAGCAGGGCCAACAACACAUGGUGCCUCUGGAUUAACCUUGAGUAUUUGAUAACCAGGAAUAGGUUUACAAUCAUAUGUUCACGCCUUUGUUUUGUGUCAUUAUAAUUGGUUGGAUCAACAGUUUUUUUUUACUGUUAAUCAGCUGCCUAACUGUUACAUGAUUGGUUAAAGGAGGUGGUUAUUUUUCUGUGUACCAGCCAAACUUCACGUUAGUUUGUGCACAUAAACACUACACUGUCCACCUUAAAGCACACGUGGCUGAAAAUGCAAAGAUAUUUCUGUGUACUUAGACAUCUGUACAUGUUUGAAAAAUUCGUUUGAUGUGGUUUGUUUCUGUUACAACGUGCGCUUAAAAAAAGCCUCAGUUAGCACUGCUGUUGAUAAUAUCUAUUUUAUGAUACAACAGUGUUGUAGUUCUGAUGUUUUGUGGUUGUUAACAUUUUCCUAAUAAUCUAAAUUAUUUUGCCCUUUUAACAAUGCAUGUGAUUUUGCUCAAAGCCAGAAAUUAUUUUGGCUGCACUUCCAUGAAGAAUAAGCAUGAUACUGUUUGUUUUGAAAUUUUCCUAUCAGUGCAAAAAAACUAUCAAAAAAUGUACUUUUAUGGACUGUACCAUUAAGUCAUGUUUUUCAAGUUACUGUACUCCUUAAAGAACUUUGCUAGCUGUAUUUUGAUGCCUUUAUGUGUUUGUUUUGUGUGAAUAAGAUGUGCUUUUCAGUCUGCAACACCAGAAACAGUUCAUUUUAGACAUAUGUCACAUCUAAGAAGUCCAAUAGAAUUCUUUAAUGUUUUCUCCUUUAAAAGCAUGAAAAAAAUGUCUUAUUAUAUUAACCUUUUUCUGUUAGAUAUUAAUAAUUUAUUUACAUUUAUCCUGAAGUUUUUUCUCUACAAGUUCUUUGUAGGUACGGAUAUAAACGUUUCAAAAGCAUUUCAUUGAACGUGUCACUGUUCUCCUUUGCCUUAGUGUUGUACUCAAAGCCAUAAACCCUAACACAUCCCUUUUCUGAACACUAGCCUAACCUGUUUGAUUCUAUGAAUUUCAACCUGACUAACGCUCCCAUCCUCUCCUAUUUCUCAGGUACAUUUUAUACUGAUGUGAUUUACACCUGACUAAGAUUUGCCGGACCCUGAGUAGAGCUUUUACAUGUUUCAAAGGUUGUAGAAAAUCGUACAUACGUCAUCUCUUUUCCUCUCUGCCUUGACUGAAUUUUAUUGUAUCUAGAAAGGGAAAAGGCAAACAACAGAACUGUUGUUUGUUCAAUGACAGUUUUGUAGUUUUGAAAAAUGCUUUUUGCCAACUGUUAUUUUUGCCUGCAUUAAUAAAUUUUCAAGAUAC